AUGAGCUCCCUCCAUAAUGUGGCUUCCGACGCUUCGUUUCCUUCAGCGUCCUGGUGGAAACACUUCUGGGGUUUGAAUAUUCUUCCUAAGCUCAAAGUUUUCUUCUGGAAGCUGCUCCGCCAUGGUCUCCCUUUGGCUUCCGUUCUCCAGAAACGAGGGCUGCCAGUUGAUCCGACUUGCUCGUUCUGUCAUCUUUUUCCAGAGGACGCUGAGCACCUGUUUAGGGAUUGUCCUUUGAUCCACCAGUUCUGGGCUUCUUCCCCCGUGCAUCUGUUCUUGCCCUCUGCGUCAGGUUCCCCGGAGAGUUGGUGUCUGGCUUUUAUGUCCAACUGCUCUUCUGCUUCGUCUCGUUAUGAGCUGUUCGACCAUUUCAUUGUGAUCUUAUGGUCUACUUGGAUUCUACGCAAUAAUGUAAGGUUUAGGGAUGCUUCCUGGGAUCCAGGCGCGCUAAUGGUUUUAUCGACUUCCUGGAAGUUGCGGUGUUUUCAGGCUCGUGUUGCUACUCGGUUUUCCUCUUCCCGUGCUCGUUGUUCUCUUCCUGAUCCUGUGAUCUUGCCUGCUCAGUUGGAACCUGGGGAUUGUGCUGUUUGUUGUCUCAUUUCAGAUGGGGCUUGGGACUCUUCUACUAAUGCGGCUGGGUUAGGCUGGAUUCUUAAGGACAUAGUCUCUCUUGGCUGCUCCGGGGGUGGGGCUCAGGCUUGUGUCCUUGGUUCUGCCUUCCAGGCAGAGUUAUCAGCUUGCCUCUGGGGUCUGAGGAUAGCCAUUCGACGUGGUUUUACUGGUGUUCUUUUGCUUACAGAUUCGGCUGUUCUGGUUAAUUUGUUGUCGACUUCUCAAGACGGUCCUACUGCGGUUACUUGGGCGCUUCAGGAGCUACGGGGUCUGAUUUCUUCCUUAGCUUGGUUCUCCGCCCAGAAAGUGUCACGCCAGACUGUGUCCCCGGCUCAUUUGUUGGCUUCUUCGGCUCGCCGUCGUCAUCUUAUUAGGCAUAGGUUUUAG
This is a messenger RNA of Spinacia oleracea (spinach), 999 nucleotides long. RefSeq lists its product as uncharacterized. Gene Ontology annotation, molecular function: nucleic acid binding; RNA-DNA hybrid ribonuclease activity. The record is from RefSeq and is a predicted model, not a curated record. The transcript has a single exon. The coding region runs from base 1 to 999 and encodes 332 amino acids. NCBI's taxonomy places the organism in Eukaryota, Viridiplantae, Streptophyta, Magnoliopsida, Caryophyllales, Amaranthaceae.